This is a messenger RNA of Dreissena polymorpha, 1252 nucleotides long. RefSeq lists its product as uncharacterized. Lineage: Eukaryota; Metazoa; Mollusca; Bivalvia; Myida; Dreissenidae. The record is from RefSeq and is a predicted model, not a curated record. The transcript has 2 exons. Bases 66 to 1250 code for a protein of 394 amino acids.
UCUUAACUGGGAAAGGCCAUGGGGAAUUCCCGGAAUUUUCGUCUAAUGCAGCCUAUGCAGACGACAUGCCAUUUUUAUGGAAUGAGGCAUUUGCUAAACAAAUGUCGACGUUUUUCGCGGAAGAUAGGUCUGAUAUUUCCACAUUCAAUCUUGGCAAACGUGGAUUUUUUAAAGUCCCAACUGACUUUUAUAUUCGUCCGUACUUACUAGCCAUGCAAAUAUUCCAACCAGUGUUGAUUUCAAAAGUGGCUAAGCCCGAUUCUUACUGCUAUGGCCGAAGAGGAUUCUUUGACCUAAUGCUGGAAUAUUUAAAGGGGUUCUUGAUGAAGUACAAAGGUAAACAAACAUUUGCAUUUUUGUGGGAAAAUUCGAUUAGUCACGACACGUUUAAUUCCUUGAAGCGGGGCGAUGAUUUGUUACUAGAAUUUCUGCAGUGGAUAAAACGUGAACGGAAUUUAGACAACACUUUGUUUAUAGUUUUGAGCGAUCAUGGCUUUAGAAUUGACGGUGCAUCCUUGACCCAUAUAGGUCGAGCUGAGAACAGCAACCCUUUGCUGAUGGUUCACGUGCCUAGGAAUUACAGAGAAAAUAAGACAAUCGAUCAAAUUCUUUCUCGAAAUACAAAACAACUGCUCACACCAUAUGACAUUUAUCAAACAUUAUAUGACUUUUUGGCUAAUAACUCAUCAAUAGAAAGAGACGUACAGAAAAAUUUGGUUCGCCGAAGUAUAUUCCGUCCGAUACCGAGUACGCGCACGUGCGCAGAUGCCGGCCUGGACGCUACCCAUUGCACGUGCACAGAGAGGGUACCAGUGUCAUGUGAUUCUCCCGUUGUUAAACUUCUUGCGUUGCGUCUCGUGGACGAGCUUAACAAAUUAUUAGAAAAAGAAAGUAGAUGUGCAGUUUUAACUCUUCAGAAUAUUACGGAAGCGUCUGUACAUUAUACAUUGAAGAACGACGCAAAUAUUCCAGUAGGACUCCAAAAGACAUGGCAGUCGGUUAAACAUCAAAAUAGGUUCCGUUCAGCGCACGAUCUAGACAGGACCAGUGGUCGGUAUUCUAUUUUGUUUUAUACGCAACCAGGCUCUGGAUAUUAUGAAGGACUAAUAGACUUUACUCAGUUUGGUAGUGGGGACAAGAUGGCGGUUAUAGGGGAACCAGCGCGACUCAACAAGUAUGGGAACCAGUCCCACUGUGUUCACAAUUCAGAGCUGAGGACAUUCUGUUUUUGUAAAGACCUCUUGCAGUAAAC